Molecule: messenger RNA, 5205 nt
Organism: Galendromus occidentalis (western predatory mite)
Lineage: Eukaryota; Metazoa; Arthropoda; Arachnida; Mesostigmata; Phytoseiidae
Product: endoribonuclease Dicer
Exons: 8
Coding region: 1-4878 (1625 amino acids)
Biological process (GO): siRNA processing; apoptotic DNA fragmentation; pre-miRNA processing
Cellular component (GO): cytoplasm; nucleus; RISC-loading complex
Molecular function (GO): ATP binding; ribonuclease III activity; deoxyribonuclease I activity
Source: RefSeq, a predicted model, not a curated record
AUGAGCUCAUCGCGUCGAACGAGCCGGAAGGUCAUGGAUGUGGAGAAGAAUUCCGAGGCUUUACUGGCGGAGCAGGCAAGAUCCUACCAGAUCGAGCUCUUCGAAUUCGCCAAGAAGCACAACACCAUCGUGUGUUUAGGGACCGGUACCGGCAAAACGUUCAUUUCGGUUCUGUUGGUGAAACAUUUCGAACACGAGGUAGCUGGACCCUGGAUAGAGGGCUCAUACGGUGAGCCCAUCGGGAAGAGAACAGUCUUUCUCGCUCCCAGCGUACCUCUCGUCGAGCAACAAAGCGCCGUCCUGGCUCAGCACAUGACCGUGAAAGUGGCGUCUUACGUCGGGUCCAUGGAUACGGAUCGCUGGAGUUCGGAGAAUUGGAACCGAGAGUUCAACGAAAACGGGGUGCUGGUGAUGACCCCCGAAGUUUGCCGGAUCGCAAUCGAUCAUGGAUUCUUGCCUAUGGAGAAUAUCAAUCUGCUGGUCCUCGACGAGUGUCACCGAGCCACCGGAGACGAUCCCUACGUUAAGAUUAUGGAGAAUUAUGCGAAUCUCGGUGACAAAUCACGGCGUCCAAGGAUACUCGGACUGACAGCGUCAGUAGUAAACGCGAAGGUUCAAGGUUUCGAAGUUCAAAAAAAAAUUAGAGAUCUAGAGGCUUGCUUGGACUCGGUUGCGAAAACCUCGAGUUUGAGCGCUCAGAACUUCGGAACCAAGCCGACUGAGAUCAUCGUCACGCACCAUCCUCACGAUGCUGAGAAACAGCUUCCCAUCGAUGCCGCGAAGAUGGCCCUGUUGGAGGAUUGCGCCGAUUAUACCGAAUUCCGCAGGAACAUGAAAGCUCUCGCUAGCACCUACCACACAUGCGGCCCAUAUUGUGCGAAGGUACUCGUUGAAUUCAGGGAGCGAGAAUUGCAAAAGGCCCUACAACUUCCAGAUUGUGCUCAAGGUUUCAAAGACCACGCACAUAUCAAAUUCGAAAUCUUCAAAGAACUCUACGAGUUUCUUGGCGAUUGUCCGUCGCUUCACGACGUACCGCCGCGGAUGACGAGACUUCUGGAGGUCAUAAGGCGGUUCGAGAAAACGAACCUGUCGGCCGUCGUGUUCGUCAAGGAACGCCUCGUGGCUUACGUUCUCUACAACUGGAUGCGACAGCUGUCUGUCGAAGACAGCUCGUUCGCCUUCAUCCGCUGUUCGUUCAUCGUCGGUCAGGCUCAGAUCAAUUAUGCUCGGGAAAUUGACCCAGAGAGUUUGAAAAUGAAUUCCAAAGCUCAGAACAAGGUGAUGAAAAACUUCCGGAACGGCGAAUAUAACCUCAUGUUCGCUACCUCAGUCAUCGAAGAAGGUAUGGAUGUACCCGCGUGUAAUCUCAUCAUUCGAUUCGAUCCUCCGAUGGACGUCCGCUCUUACACGCAAUCGAAAGGUAGAGCGCGAGCGAAACCCUCGUUGUACGUCGUGCUCAGCUCCGAGAGCGAUCGCCUCAUGACUGAAGCGCUCCUGGAUUCCUACCAAGAGACGGAGCAGCUAGUCAUGAAGUGUUGUGGAACCGAGCGCAUCGCCCCAACAGCCUUCGAGACGGCGGAAAAGUUCGUGGACGACCCCGACCUGCCACCGUACGUCUACGGCAGAGCCCGCAUCACGGCCAAGAGUGCAAUCAGUAUCAUAUAUGGAUACUGUCAACGAUUCAUGCGAUUGAAAUAUCCGAACCUUUUCCCAUUCUUCGAUAUGGAGGAAACACCCGAUGGCUUCGUAUGCACUCUGAGCAUGCCCAUCGUCUGUCCCGUGAAAGAGAAAAUCUCGAAUAGAGCUCGUCCUUUCCCGAGUAAAGAUAAAGCGAAGUCCUACGUCGCUCUUGAAAUGUGUAAACGCCUCCAUCAGUGUGGGGAACUAGCCGAUAACCUUCUUCCUCGGAGAAUGUACACCAACCUUUACAAGCUCCAUACGCGACCCGAAGACGUGAAUCCGAAAGAAGAUUUGAAAAAGGAGAUGCUAGUCACCCGGUGUAAAGCUGGAGAAAAGAAACGUUACGUGCUCCCUCGAAAACGAGCUAGCAUUCUCGAGCUCAAAGAAGAGGGGGUGGACUGCGAUCCUCUUGACACCUAUCAUUUAUACGUGAUCAGAACAGAAGUCGUGUCCUGGACCGCAAAGGAACAAAACUGGCGCGGGGACCCUGUGUUCGAUCCCGUGAAAUAUCCAACCUGGCUCGCCAUUGUCUUGCGAUCGAAGAGUAACGAAAUGCAGAGCGUCCCCAAGUUCCCUAUAUUCACCAGAUCCGGAGAGGAGUGCGUCUCAUUCGAGUACGCCGGUGCCCAAAUCUUCGACGAUGAGCUGAAGAGCCUUUGUGCAAGAUUCAAUCGAUACGUGUUCUCGAUAGUCUUAGACGUGAAAGACAAUUUGUUGAAUCCAGUCGCCGGUUUCAACACGCCGUGUUUGGUUCCGGUCGAUGAGAUCAAUGGCAGCGGACGGUACAGCAUAAACAUGGAUGUCCUCUGGAACAUCGGCAGACUACAGCCGCCAAAUUUCGAUAAUUUCGAGUUCAGAGACGAAGACUACGACGACGCCGUCGUAGAGCUUCUGUAUCAUAUUAAUGAAAACCAGAAGGAGUUGAGCAGAGAGGUCCAUUCGAGAACUCCUCAGGACGUCUACAGCCGCUUCUAUGUUACGAAAACCAGGGCAGUCGGCGAGGACGGCCAACCUUUGACUCCGAACUCGACGGGGUAUUAUCAGUUCGACGAGUCUCUGAGUUUUGCUGAGUAUGGGUUCAGGAGGACGCGCCGCACGGGUCCCGAGGGACUCUUGGAGGCCUUUCAACCAGUUCUCGAGGUGGAGCAUGCUCACAAACGUUUGCGUAUGCUCAAACCUCGCUCUUCGGAUCAGCAAGAGAAGAAACAAAAGUACCUGAAAGACGUAGUGAUGAAGUACGUCCUCCCUCAGUUUGUGGCCGUGCACAAAAUCAAAGCGAGUCUCUGGCGGAAAUUGACUUCGAUACCCACGAUCGUACACCGCUUGAAUCGACUCCUGCUCGCCGAGGACGUCAGACGUGACAUUGCGCUGGCGUGCCGCCUGAAACCAGCCUCUCCGUCUGGACAGAAAUGGCCAUACAUGGAAUUCGUGAGCCCCACGAAAGCGAAAUUGAAGGAGAUGAAUCUGAGGGAAUUCGACGCCCUGGUCUGGAGCGCGGAUCGCAGUUUCGAUGAGUCGAAACUGCGCUUUAGGGACAUGGCUCAGCCCGACCUCGAAAACUGCUUGGGACCUUCGCCCUGUGAUUUAAUGAAAGCUUUAACGACGAGAGGAUGCGAGGAAAUCUUCGAUCUUGAGCGUCUCGAAUUGUUGGGUGACUCGUUUCUGCAAAUCGUUUCCACGUUCGCCGUCAUGGAUUGGUAUCCGGAUAAGAGCAUAAGCGAACUCAAUGUUCUUCGUCAGUACGAGGUCAACAACAGUCACUUGUUGUAUCGAGCUCACGAAAAGGGGCUCACGCAGGUUCUCGAGGCUCAACCGUUCAGGGCUUCUUACAACUUUUUACCAUUCGGACACCGAACUGCACCGUUCGAGCAAAAGCUUUUACAACGUGAAUUCCUCUGUUGCCUGGUCAAGCACUGGGGGUUCGAAGCUGUGAGCUCCGUCCCCAGACUGAAGGACUUGCGUUUCUGCAAAAACAUCCAGGAGGCUCUGAACCAUUUCGCGGAGUCAGGAGAAGAAAAAUUCUCCAUGCAGGUUGACGAGAAAAUCUACGACAGUGAGGAUCUCCCCAAGAGACAUGAGAUUCCUGUGAGGUCAUUCCACGAUUUCAAAGCCAAGAUCGGAGGGGAUGUCGUAGAAGCGAUGGCCGGCGUCUAUCUCGAAAAAUGCGGACCAGUCGGUGCUCUUCGCUUCUUCAAGUGGAUCGGGAAGGACUUCGGCGAUACCGAAACCAACAACUUCCUGGAUGCAUUCAAGCUCGACUUCUCCGCUGCCCAAAAAGUCCCCCCUGAGCAGAUGAGGCAAUACAGUCAUCUCAUCGAUAAAGUCGAAAGACAGGUCGGCUACAAAUUCAAGAGCAGAGGCUUAGCCCUGCAAGCGAUCACCCACCACUCGUGCAGGGAACAUUUAUUGACCGACGACAUGGACAAGCUGGCAUUCGUGGGUGAGGCGGUCAUCGAUUACUUGCUCACAUUGUACAUUUACGGAUUGAGUACGAGUCUCAAUCCGGGACAGCUGACCGAUCUCCGUAGUGCGCUGAUCAACAAGCAAGUGACCGCGUAUGCUGUCGUUCGCGCCGAACUCCAUACCGUCCUCUUGCACACCAGCAACAAACUCUUCUCGGCAAUCAAGAAGUAUUUGUCGAACUUCGAGGACAUCGGCCUUCGACUCAAUACUGUAAUCGACGAUAGUGAGACCGAUGACUCUGGAGAGGCCGAGAUACCUAGCCCAAUCGCGAGGAUUCUACUGUCUAUCCUAGGAGCUGUUUUCAUCGAUUCUGGGAAGAGUCUCGAGACCGUCUGGUCCAGACUCGUUAGAAUCAUGGGUUACGAAAUCUUGUUGUUCACCAACAAUGUACCGAUUUCGCCUAUCAAAGAGGUUUGUCAGAAAUUCCCGGGAACUUUCUUCUCGAAGGCAAACCCCGUGAUUGGAGGCGAGGACGAUGGCAGAAUUGAAGUCUCGAUGGCCGUGGUCAAGAAGAAUGGUGAAUUGGAAUGGUUCACUUGUAUCGCGGAUAAUAAGAAAAUAGCCAAAGUCGCCCUGGCUAAGAAAUUCCUGAGGGGACUGGAAACCAAGACUAAGCUGGCCGAACUCCAAGAACGCAAGGAGGCUCACGAGACAGAUGAGAGCGUUUCAACCUUGAGCGAUGAUCUCCUCGACUCCGAAGUUCAAAGAUCGAAAUUCUACAGGUCGAAAAGAUGAUUAUCUUUUCUGAUCAGGCAGAUACGGGGAUCGGAUGCUGGGAAUCAUUCUUCCGCUAAGGACUUCCGCAGUCCCAAAUGGAUAUUUCUAUUCUGGACAGCGCGCGUACGGGAGCUCGACGGCGAUAGAAGCAGACGUUGAAUGAUCGAGUUUUUGAUUACGAUAUUUUGGGAAGAUACAGCAGUGGUUUGGUUGCGCACAAUUUUUGAACAGCAGCGAUCAACGCCCAACUGUGACACGCAGAUAACCAAGUGCAGGGUUCCUCUCCUCGCUGCGAGAAUCAUUGGUUCGCCUUCACUAAAUCAUUUUCGGGUGCUCAAAAGGGGU